AUGCUGAGCACAGGCUCAACCGAACAGCAGCUUUUGGCUGCUGAUGGGGAUGUGAAACCCAGAUGGUCAUUUAUUGAGAAAGCCGAACGGUCACAUCGUCGUAUACCCGGGCUGAGAAAGAUACCAUUGCCUGCUCUGGCUAUUAUUCUGUUUGUCGCAUUGAUAAAUAUACUGGUCUGGGUUGCGGCAGGAAUUGUGCUGUUACUAACUCCCACAAUCGACUCGCAUAGAUUCCUAGCCUCAACGGCGGCUCUUGCAUAUUCUCUUGGAUUACGACAUGCCCUUGAUGCGGACCAUAUAUCUGCCAUUGACUUAAUGACUCGGCGUCUCCUUGCAACUGGCCAGAAAGCAGUUACAGUAGGGACUUUUUUCUCUCUUGGCCAUUCAACUAUCGUUAUCAUCACUUCAAUCGUGGUGGCAGCCACUGCAGCAGCGGUAUCAGACAAAUUCGACAGAUAUGGAUCUAUUGGGGGCAUCAUCGGCAGCUCUGUCAGCUCCGCAUUUCUGAUCCUCCUGGGAGUCAUGAAUGGGUAUAUCUUGUAUAAGCUCAUUCUGCAAAUGAAGAAAGUUCUUCGCGACAAGAACAGGGGAGAGGAAAUGUGGAAAAUUGAGGGAGGAGGUAUUCUCUUCUCCAUUCUCAAAGGGAUGUUCAAAAUAAUCGAUCGGCCGUGGAAAAUGUAUCCACUUGGAGUUUUAUUUGGACUUGGGUUCGACACAUCUUCGGAGGUUGCUCUUCUUGGGAUAUCAUCUAUCCAAGGAUCAAAAGGAACUAGUAUCUGGUUGAUAUUGAUUCUUCCCAUUCUGUUCACAUCUGGUAUGUGCCUGGUCGACACUAUUGAUGGUGCUCUCAUGCUCUCUCUCUACGUUCAACCAGCAGCACAUUUUCUGGACUCAAAGUCAACGUCAUCAGCUGCAGAAUCCGAUACGCCUAUCCUCCAAGAAGUGGUUGAGCAACAACCAGCCCCAGCCGAAGAAUCAAUAUCCCGGAAUCCACGGGACCCGGUUGCAUUCCUUUACUACUCCAUAGUCCUCACUUCUCUGACAGUCAUAGUUGCUAUCGUUAUUGGCGUCAUCCAGCUUCUAACCCUCCUCUUAAACGCCCUGAAACCAGAGGGGAAGUUCUGGGAUGGCGUUCAAGUUGCUGGUGACUAUUACGAUGUCAUUGGUGGUGCUAUAUGCGGACUGUUCAUCAUUGUUGGAGGCAUAAGCGUCUUAGUUUAUCCACAGUGGCGACGGUGGGCUGAGAAGAACCAGGCAAGCCUUCCAAGCGACGACAGUCACGUCAGAGCCCAGGCUGACGAAGAGAGUCGAAUUGGGGACCUGGGUGAUGCUGCGAAUACGCGAGGUCAGUCGCUUUAUCAGGCAGAUGAAAUACCUGCAGAAAUCUCCACAACAAGGACUGCGGCUGAUACGAAACUUGUUUGA
Messenger RNA from Nannizzia gypsea CBS 118893, 1425 nucleotides. RefSeq names its product high-affinity nickel transporter nic1. The transcript has 6 exons. Gene Ontology annotation, molecular function: nickel cation transmembrane transporter activity. The coding region runs from base 1 to 1425 and encodes 474 amino acids. Lineage: Eukaryota; Fungi; Ascomycota; Eurotiomycetes; Onygenales; Arthrodermataceae. Gene Ontology annotation, cellular component: plasma membrane. Gene Ontology annotation, biological process: nickel cation transmembrane transport. The record is from RefSeq and is a predicted model, not a curated record.